Molecule: messenger RNA, 1317 nt
Organism: Spodoptera litura
Lineage: Eukaryota; Metazoa; Arthropoda; Insecta; Lepidoptera; Noctuidae
Product: isopentenyl-diphosphate Delta-isomerase 1-like
Biological process (GO): isoprenoid biosynthetic process; isopentenyl diphosphate biosynthetic process
Cellular component (GO): cytoplasm
Molecular function (GO): isopentenyl-diphosphate delta-isomerase activity
Source: RefSeq, a predicted model, not a curated record
AAAGUAUGUUGAUAGAUUGCUGACGGAACGAUUUUUAAUAAAUAAUUAUAAAAAGUAUUUCUUGAUUUAAUGCAGAACGUUGAAAUUAAAACAAUAAGUAUAAGUUAGUGAUAUACGCAAAAAGCUGCAAAGAUGUUAGUACGGAGGCUAACCAGAUCCUUGUGGAGCACAGCAGUAAGAGUUGAAAAAAGGUUUCUUGCCUCCGAGCCGUUGAAACCUCAACCUGAAGAGAAGGAGGGUGUUGAUCCAGUCCAGUUGGAAGCUUUAGACAAAGACAUUUGCCUGUUAGUAGAUGAGAAAGACAACUUCCUUGGUACAGCCACUAAGAGAGAAUGCCAUAAAGUAGGAGAUGAUGGCAAGAUAUUACUCCAUAGAGCAUUCAGUGUGUUUUUAUUCAACAAGAGAGGAGACAUGCUUCUGCAAAGGAGAGCUAGUCAAAAAGUAACAUACCCAGACUACUACACAAAUGCAUGUUGCAGCCAUCCACUUUACAUAGAUGAUAAGGCUGAAGAUGUCAUUACGGCAGCUAGACGAAGGCUCAACUACGAACUGGGCAUUCCUUUAGACCAGAUGGACCCAGAGUUGUUCACGUACAUGACGCGCGUGCACUACCACGACCCCGGCGACGGCGUGUGGGGAGAGCAUGAGAUCGACCACAUCCUCUUCUUCCAGAGCGACGUCAAGGUCAAACCCAACUCCAAUGAGAUAUCAGAGUAUUGCUUCGUACCCAAAGCUGAGUUUAACGCGUUCAUACCAACUCUGGAAGGUCCAAUCACACCUUGGUUCAACAUGAUUCGUCGUCACAGACUGAAGCUCUGGUGGGACAACCUGCACCGUCUGAAGGAACUCGCCGAGCCUGACAAGAUACAGAAGUUUAUGAACGAAACUAAAUAACUCAACACAUCGCCUUCCCCACAUUAGUAGCAUAGACAAUCGAUUUUAUUAUUAUUGGUUUUAUUUAUGACAGGACAGUGGUAAAAUUGUUUUUUUUUAAUUAAGAAAAUAGUUUCAUAUAUAAUUGCCUAGGUUUCUUUUGUUUGUAAUUUAGUUAGUAUUGUUACUACCUCUGGCCAAAUAAUAAUGGAAUGCUUUUAUUUUACGUAGAAGUCGGAAUAACAAACGAUUAUAAUAAUUUUGCUUUACUUUCUUUUAUUUACACACGAUGUAAAGUUGUACAUAGUCGAUACAUAAUAACGACGGGUGCUUGUAAAAUUUAGGCAAAGAGGAGAUAUAAGAGAUAGUAAUUACCUAUAAAGGUGAACACAUUACGCCCUGUAUUAUUUCUAUGAAUGCAUCAAUAAAUAUAUUUGUUAUUGA